GAUCCUCUGAUUAUUUUUACUUCCCCUUGGCCCAUGUUUUAACAGAAUUUUAACAAACUGCACUUAAGAAAUAUGUUUGCCCUGUUUUGUUUUGUUUUCUUUCAAUAAAUGAGAUGGCAUCUCCUAGCAGGAAGGAAGCAGAGUUGAAACCCUCAAGUGUUACUGCAACUGGCCUUUAAUUCGGGUGGGAGCCUUUUCACGGGGAAGUUAUUUACUCAUUCAUUAAACAAACACUGAAGGCCUUGUUCCUGGCCCCAUUUUUGGUGCCAGAGAUGUCCCUUUUAGCCUCCUGGGGCCUCUGGUUUUAAAUCCGCUAGUUCAUUUUCAAAGUGGUUCUCUGGUUCCCCAUCCUUCACAGUUUGAGUCACACCCCCAAGUCCCUUGGGGGAUGUCUGAGUAGAAGGCAUAGAGCAGGUCCCGAGGCCCAGGGAGAGGGGCCAGAUGGAUGGAGAUGUAGACAGGACUGGGUUGUUCAGCGUCAUACCUGGGUCCUGACCAACCAUACACCUCAGGCCUGGUCUAUGCACUGGACUUAGGACAGUUCCUCCCUGCUCUCGGCUAAUGGUGACUGCAGGGAGCUUCAUUUAUUCAGCCAAUGUAUAUCGGACACUCCCUUGCCCAUUCAGGGAGGUUCUGGGGACAUGGCAUGACCAAGGCAGUCCUUUACCCUCAUUGAGUUCUCAUUCCACAGGCAAGAUGGUGAUGGCACCGAGUGGUCAGAGCUGUGGGAAUCUGAGAUUGGGGGUUGGGGUUGAGGUCUUGAGACUGAAAAAGGGGGAGUAAGCCAGAGUAAGACUUGUUUCUCUGAUUGCAUCCCUAUGGCUCACCAUCCUCCCUCCUUAGCACCUCAUCAUCAGUGCAUUUCCUGAGUACCUGCUGUGUUCCUGGCCCUCUGCAAGAUGCCAUGCUGGGGCACAGCCCCAAUCCCUUCCUCAUAGGUUCUCAGAGCUUUGUGAAGGGGAUGUGGCCUACAAACAGGAGGGAAGUCAAAUUAUCCUUGCGGUCAGAUGUAGCAUCUGGAUGUUAGCACGGUGGCCAUGGGCUAAGAGACCCUAGGUGCCCUCUUCCCUGGCUUAUUGAAAGCCAGUGGGGUGUGCUUUAAGUCCUCUCAUUUGGGUAGCCUCCCUGCGGUUUCAUGCGUGGGGCAACAUUACCCUCUGCUGGCCUGUCCUGGUAACACGUCUAACUGGCAAAUUGGGAUCUCCACUUCUGUCCACACCUCCAGAUCCUGAGACAGUGGGAGCACAAUGAGAAAUUCUCUGCUUCUGCUCCUCAGCCACAGUCUGGAUUUCUGCAUUAACCUCCUCCUAGGGCUCCCUUAUCUCCAGUCCCUUACCCUGAUCCACACUCAUCCCCCUUGCCCACUUUCUCUCAGAUAAAGGACCUCUUGCUGCUCUCCCUUUGAACUCCAAAUCAUUGCUUAUAUUCUGGUGAGGAGUGGGUCACAUACCCCUUUUGGAAUCUAUACAUGCCAUGAAACUCUACCGUGGGAAAUGCACAUGGAAUUUUGGAUAAGGGUUGAUGAGGUUCUCAAAUUCUCUGCAGCCUGAUCAUGGCCUUCAGGUUAGAACACCUUAUCUUAUUCCCUGACCAUACUUGCAGUUCCCAGAACUAUUCAAGCCUGCCAUCCUCUGCCUAGCUCAACCUCCAGACUCACCCUUCCCUAUCUUCUAGUUCUUUAAGCCUAAAUUGUACUCAUCCUUCAUGUUUCAGCUCCUAUGUCCCGUCCUUCCAGAGAGACCCCUAUCAGAGGUUGGGGCAGGCACCUCCUUUGGCUUCUCUUUGUCUUCUGGGCUAUCCAUCACAUCCUUGGCCACUCAGGGUAGUCACUGUUCUUGUGUAUGUCUGCCCUAUUGGUAACAGGUUCCUGAAUGUGGGUCCCUACCCAUCCCAUAGGGUAAAUCAGAACUAUAGCUGCCUCCUUCCACAUCUGCAGAUCCUGUCCAUGUCACCCUUGGUCCUGAACAAAGUGGAAAGUUCUACCUCUGAUUUCAUCACCUGUCCCAUGUCAGUCGUGGGGGUGAUGACAUAAGUAGGACUACAGGAGGUGAAGGACUAAAGGGAAAAAACUGGGAUCUAAACCAGAACAGAUUGUGAGAGCAUGGCAGCUCGGGUCCUGGAGGGGUAUCAUUAAAACCAUACCAAAAUCAGGCAUGCCAGGCUACUCUGCCCCACGCCUGUGCUGGACACUAGAGUCACAGCAGUGAACAAGACGAACAGUGGUUCAAGUCCUUCCUGAUGCUCCAAUUCUGUAGCAGUUCAGAAAAAAGCCGAGAGGCCUCUGUUGCUCCUGCGCCCCUUUUCUUCCGGGACCUGAAGGAGGCACGCAUGCGCAUAGGAGGUCCACCUUUGGUCCGGAACCUUGGUGGCGGAGCACGGUGGGGCACCCGGCCGCGGGAGCGUGCUCGGCCGGAAGUAGCUGCUGGGGGCGUGGGGUGGAGGUCGCCGUGCGGAACCUGCCGCGGCCGUUGACAAUUCGGAGAAAAUCAGGAUGGAAGCUGUGGUGACCGCGGCGGCGGCGGCGGCGGCGGCGAGGGAACAUGACGAGGGCCGCACAGAGCCCAGUCCUGGGUACUGGGGGGAGCUGAGCUGGACACCAGUCCCAUCCCGACCCCAGGACCAGGUGGGAGCCGCGGAGGCAGCACCAGGGGCCCUGGCCGACAGCCCCCCCGGGGCCGAGGCGGCGGCAGUGAGUACCAUGCUGCGUGCCGUGGCCGCCAGCCGCCUGCCCGUGUGCAGCCAGCAGCAGGGGGAGCCGGACCUGACGGAGGGGGAGAAGGUGGCCAUCCUGCAGCAGCUGUACCACGAGAAGCCGCUGGUGUUCCUGGAGCGCUUCCGCACGGGCCUCCGCGAGGAGCACCUGGCCUGCUUCGGCCACCUGCGGGGCGACCACCGCGCAGAUUUCUACUGUGCCGAGGUGGCCCGGCAGGGCACCGCCCGGCCCCGCACCCUGCGCACCCGCCUGCGAAACCGGCGCUACGCUGCCCUGCGUGAGCUCAUCCAAGGGGGCGAGUACUUCAGCGACGAGCAGAUGCGGUUCCGGGCACCGCUGCUGUAUGAGCAGUACAUCGGGCAGUACCUAACCCAGGAGGAGCUCAGCACCCGCACCCCAACCCACCAGCCCCCCAAGCCCGGCUCCCCCAGCUCCCCUGCCUGCCCGCUCUCUGACCUGCUGCUCCAGUCCUACCAGGAGCAUGAGCUGCAGCAACGGCUGCUCCAGCAGCAGGAGGAGGAGGAGGCCUGCUUGGAGGAAGAGGAAGAGGAGGACGACGGUGACGAGGAAGUGGGUGCGUCCCCCCCUCCCUCCUGCAGACAAAGGGCCCGGCCAAGACUCGGAGGCCUGGGUCCCCGACUCAGAGGAGAGGCUGAUCCUGCGGGAGGAGUUCACCAGCCGGAUGCACCAGCGCUUCCUGGAUGGCAAGGACGGGGACUUCGACUACAGCGCAGUGGACGACAACCCCGACUUCGACAACCUGGACAUCGUGGCGCGGGAUGAGGAGGAGCGCUACUUCGAUGAGGAGGAGCCUGAGGACGCGCCCAGCCCGGACCUGGACAGGGACUGAGCCCCCCCCCAUGCCCUGCCCCCGCCUCCACAAGGCCACUGACCACAACCCAGCUCAGUGAUGCUCUCUAAGGGGACACCAGGGCAGCCCCCACCCCCACUGCCACCAGCCCCUCUGGCUGCGGGCCUCAUCUCCGACUCCUUACCGGUUCCUUUCCCCUCCCUCCCCGUCCCCUGCCUCUGUCUUUUUGUUGCUGUCCCUCUGCACGUUUCUCUUUGUUGAUUUCUCUCUUUUGGUCUUCUCUCCCUACCUUUCUGGCUCUUGCUCCCCGUUCUCUCCCUCUCUCCAUCUCCCGCUUUCUCCCCACUUUCUCUGUGCCUUGGGCUCUGUCCCCACAGCAGGACCCGGUGUGAACAUCCUCCCCUUGGCCCAGGCCAGUGGGGCCCUUUGUGGCAGAGCCAGCCAGGUGGAAUCCGGUACCCGAGGAAGGGCGGGGGGCUCAUGCCGGCCCUAGCAGCUCUCUGCUCUCCCCCUUGUGUCCCUGUCCUGCUCCCAGCACCUCCUCACUGCUGUCAGUCCCUGUGUCCCCUCUGCCUCAGCCUUUCUCUCUCCAGUCCCAGCCUCCCACCCCACCGUGGCCAGCUCUGGGCCCUCUCCCCGCCACGGCCCUGCCUGUACCGCCCGCCCCGACUGCUGAGUGAUGCGGCUAACCGUGGACAGGAGACCGGGGGGCUGCCAGCCUCUGCCUCUCCCUUGGGACCCAGGCUUGGGAGGGUGGGCAGUGCCAGCUUGGGUGGAGGGGCUCUCCCCUCUCAGCCCACUGGCCCCCCUCUGCCCAGCCAGUUUUCCCUUCCUUCACUUCUUCCUCCUCCCCCUCCUGUUUAUACUCCCCAAAUACACAUAGGCUGUUAUCAUGGGUCCUGAGUCAUCCCCCACACAUGGCCUGUUCCAGCGUCCCCCCCAGCAGGCCACAGGGCCUGCCCCACGGAGCCCCCCACCGCCUGGGCUAAUGGGAGCCAGAUGGCCGCCUGGUGACUCAGCUGCCGGCCUGUGAGAACCCAGGCAUCCCACCUUCCCAUGCCCCCACUCCCGGCUCAUGCUCCCCCAGUAGACGCUCGGAGAACAGACCAGCUGCUGGGUGUCCCAAGGUCAGAGAGAUGAGGGCCGGGGACCCCUCCUGUGAGCCGAAUGGUGGCUUCCCACCCUGGGCAAGCCUGGAGGACCUUCCAAACCACCGCCUAAGGCUUCCGAGGACCACAGCUCUGGCCCUGGACCCUCAUGCUGGGGUCAGGGGUCAGGGGUGAGCCUCUGGUCAGGCAGAGUCAGAGCCAGACCCAGCAGGAAGGAGCAGACGAUGCCGAGUGGGGAGACUUGAAUAAUCCCAGCCCGUUACUGAGUAGUUGCCUCUUACGCCAGGCCCUGGGAGGAAGCACCCACCACCCUUUCACGGGGCCAGGGGGGGCCCUGGAGGGACACAUUUCCUGCUCUGGGCUGUGUGGCCGUAGAGGCAAAGCUGCGAUGGGCCCCCCGUCCGGAACCAUGCAGGCCCGAGAGAGCCCCCUGUAGGCAGCCUGUCAGGUCUGGGGGCCACCCAGAGCUGGACAGAAGUGGGAUGGACAUACAGAUGGACGUCCUCAGAUGGAAGAUUCCAGAAGAGCUGGAUGUUGAGGAUGCUGAGGGGCAUCCUCGCCGGGCACCCUGAGCAGCAGUUGCUGUGGGGUUGCCGUCCCAUCGCCCGGGGGAAAUGGCAGCAGAUCCGAGGUGACACGGCCACCGGGACCCAAGUGCCGUCCACUUGUCAGAGCUUUUGCCUGUUAGAGGGGUCAGCCCUUGGUGAUAUGUCCGUUUUUGGUCAGUCUAUCACUUGAUCAUUAAAUUUGUUUGUGAUAUAUUCUGCCGCACACAAAUAUGUCAUAGUAAAAAGAAAACAAAAUGA
This is a messenger RNA of Choloepus didactylus (southern two-toed sloth), 5439 nucleotides long. It is a transcript of the gene CCDC97, whose product is annotated as coiled-coil domain containing 97. The record is from RefSeq and is a predicted model, not a curated record. NCBI's taxonomy places the organism in Eukaryota, Metazoa, Chordata, Mammalia, Pilosa, Megalonychidae. Bases 2492 to 3496 code for a protein of 334 amino acids. The transcript is spliced from 5 exons.